GUAAUAAUGUAUUAACGUAUUAAUGUAUUUUCAUGCUGUAUUUUCCCCCCGUUGGAUUGGCACCAUUAUUCGUAUUGGGCGCAUUAUUCCCACAGCUAUUUUAUCAUUUUAUUCUUACAGACCCAUGUUUCAAAAUUCAAAGCGCUGCUGGCCCCGGCGGUGACGUAUCACAGCCUAGCAUCCCCCGGUCGCCGCCUGCCCACAUGGGUGCAUGGCGCCGAUCUGAUAUCCUUCCUACUGCACUUUAUUUCUCGUCGUCUCCCACUUUUCAUUUCCAUCCUGCAUUGUUCCCACACACAGGCACAUCACUCAACUGCAACGGACUACAACAACUACACCAGACACAGCAACUAUAACUGACACAACAAAUACAACUGACACAAACACCAGACCGAUGGAGACGUACCACGGUCUCGUCCGCACCCCAGCGGACGCCAUUAUCCUCUUCGAAGCCUGUCGCCUGGGCCUCCUGCCUCGUGUCCAGCGCCGCCUGUCCGAAAAAGAGCGCCAGGCCAUCAAGUCCGGGUCUGUCUUUGUCUGGGAUGAGCGCGAGGCCGGCAUGCGACGCUGGACGGACGGCAAGUCGUGGAGUGCCAGCCGCGUGUCGGGCAGCUUCUUGACGUAUCGUGAAAUGGAAGGCAAGCGGGGUGGUGGUGUCUCUUCGUCGCGCGGUGGGAAGACUCCUGAUAGUCGAGGCAAUAGCGAUGACGACCGCGACGGGAACGAAGAGGGCCCAGACGGCUAUCGCUACAAACCGGACGGGCUCAUGAAACAGUCCUUCAGUAUCACCACCUCGACUGGACAACACCUACACCUCAUCAGCUACUACGCUCGAUCACACCCAACCGCGCCUAAUCUGAACCAGCCCUCCAACGAUCCCGCCUUGCGUCACAUUCGUCCUCAAAAGGGCCUCUAUCCAGAAUCGACCGUCAAUGACCAGCAGAACCUGCCCGUCGUCACACGAGGCCCUAUGGCCGGCGCCGUGACAUUGUCUCCUCAUAUGGCCGCUUUCCCUCGCAACGGAGCCACACAUCCUCAGUCAUAUACGCCCAUUUACAGUUGGCCGCCAACACCGCUGGGAACUCCUCCAACAGCUCCAAUGCCUUACAAUGGACAAGGAUAUCUGCCGCCCUUGGCAGGCGGUGGGCCAUACGGACACCCUUCCGGCCCAGUACAUCAACUGCAUACUCCAUCGGAUCGGCCACAUUUAGAAACGACUCUACCCCCUCCUGUCCCUUCAAUAGCCGCUGGUUCUAUGCAGCCAGCAAAUAUGUCGCCAUACUCAAAUCGCUCUCCCCGAUCGGGCCCUGCUCCUUUGGAAGCCUCGAGGGUGCACUCCCCAGGCUAUGCAGCAAAACCAGGGCAAUAUACUCAAAUUGACCCGCGUCUCAUGUCUCCUCAGUCGCAGAGCCAAGCACCUCCCAGCGACAACCGGUCUUCGUUGCAGCCAUUGACACCCAAUACGUCUCAUUUGCCCCCUCCUAACGGACGCGAGGCGCCUACAUCAGGAACGACAGUGCCGAGCAUUGGAUCAUUAAUGAACGGGCCGGCUCCUCCUCCUUACUCGAAACUCAAUGGAAGCCCCAGCAGCGUCCGCACAGAGGGCCCGAAAGACAUUCCCAGUGAGAAAAUACCUUUUGCCGGAGAAGAUAUGCGCGCAAUAAACCAGCUUAAUCGAGUGUUUACUGUUUAAUCGCUAUUAUAACCUUUUCCCUUCUAUCAGAGUUAUACGGGCGGCGUUACGGAUAUGCAUGGUUAUGGUUAGGUUAUGGUUACGGUCAUGGUUUAUGUUUGCGUUUGUUACAGGGUGGUUAUACAGGCAUACCGGUAGUACGGAUGGUCUUGGUGUAUCUUUGCAUUUGCAGGCUGGAAGAUUCCCUUUCCGUUUCUGUUUCUAUUUCUGUAUUAGUGUUAGCGAGUGAGUAGAGCUUCGCACCUUUGUCGUGUGAUGGGACUAAUUGAGCAAUUCGAUGAUA
Molecule: messenger RNA, 1976 nt
Organism: Talaromyces proteolyticus
Lineage: Eukaryota; Fungi; Ascomycota; Eurotiomycetes; Eurotiales; Trichocomaceae
Product: Gti1/Pac2 family-domain-containing protein
Exons: 1
Coding region: 395-1693 (432 amino acids)
Molecular function (GO): DNA binding
Source: RefSeq, a predicted model, not a curated record